GUUCUUCUCGCGCUGCAGAAGUCGAUGGUGAAAGCGCCGCUCGUCAACGUGAAUGCCUCUCGCGGACCGUCGAAGAUGAGAUACAAAAACUUCGCGCGCGAUUAAUGAAAUUCGAACCGUUUUUCCGACCGGGUUUGUUGUUAGAUUUUUCGAAUCGUGUGCCGCAGAGUUUCCACGGGAAGAGUUUCGAGUUGGAGAAUUUUCGAGUUGUCUGUCCGGUGAAAGGAUUUAUUGGAAAAAUUUCUCAGUCCAGCGCAUUUAAACAAAAAUGACCUCUAAUGGACUCCGAAACGAAAGCUACAGCGACGAUAAUUUAACGGACGAUGAAAGCUCGCCUCUGACCGAGAAUAUUUACAGCGGAAGCACGAGGACGGUGCAAGAGACCAAAGGAUGGGACGUGUUCCGAGAUCCUCCUAUCAAGGAGGUAUCCGGAUCGAUGGCGAAUCAAAAAUGCCUGGAAAUAUCCGUCAAGGUGCUCAAAGUAUUCGCCUAUUUGGUGACGUUCGUCAUCGUCUUGGGAUCGGGCGUCAUAGCCAAAGGAACGCUCUUAUUCAUGACGUCCCAACUUAGGGUAGAUAAAGUAAUUCAAUAUUGCAAUAGGGAUUUAGGUAGAGAAAAGCAAUUCAUAGUCAAAUUACCGACGGCCGAACGGGUAGUAUGGAUGUGGUGUUUGUUUUUCGCGUUCUGCGUGCCCCAAUUGGGCGUGCUGUUUCGCUCCACCAGAAUGUGCUACUUCAAAUCGUGGAAGAAACCGUCGUUCGCCCAUUUCCUGCUGUUUUUUCUAACAGAGACUGCCCAGACGGUCGGCCUGGCCAUCCUGAUCUUUCACGUACUGCCAGAAAUAGAUGUAGUCAAAGGGGCCAUGUUGACUAAUUGUCUUUGUUUUGUACCUGCUCUUUUAAGUUUACUGUCUAGAAAUAACAAAGAAUCCCAACGCUUCAUAAAAGUCAUCAUGGAUCUCCUGGCAAUUUCUGCGCAAGCCACCGGUUUCAUAGUGUGGCCCAUCAUGGAGGGCCGGCCGGACCUCUGGAUAAUACCCAUAUCUAUUUUCCUGAUAUCGUUGGGCUGGUGGGAAAAUUACCUGUCCAAAUACUCGCCGUUGCCGUUCAUAAAGAAAAUCGCCAGGAUCCGGAGCGAAUUCGACAAAACCAGAUACUUCAACUACAUGUUUCUGUCGGUGUGGAAAAUCGUCUGCUUUUUCAUAACCAUUCUCUUCGUGAUUUUGGCGAGGGAAGGAGAAGUCGGAUUUUUCUUCACCGAGUUUUCCGACGGUUGGGGUUCUCAUCCGAUAACAAUACUUGAGAUAAAAUCAGUAUUGGGCGGUACUUCUUUACCGGACAUAUCAGAAAUCAUUCCAACAGGCGACGAUACAGUAAUCCAAUCGAACGAUUGGACGCCCAUCUACGUACUAAUGAUCAACAUAUCAGCGGCCUAUUUGGCCUACAUAUUCGGCAAAUUCGCCUGCAAAAUCAUGAUCCAAGGAUUCUCGUACGCUUUCCCCGUCAAUCUCACCAUACCGGUCUCCAUUUCGUUGUUGAUAACGGCCUGCGGGCUGCGCAACGGCGACCCCUGCUUCUUCCACGACACCAUACCGGAUUACCUCUUCUUCGAAUCGCCGCCGGACGUGUUCCUCAACGACUUCAUCUCCCACCAGCACGCCUGGAUUUGGCUGCUGUGGCUGCUCUCGCAGACCUGGAUCACCAUCCACAUAUGGACGCCCAAAUGCGAGCGUCUCGCCAGAACCGAGAAGAUACAAGUCGUACCGAUGUACGAAGGUUUCCUGAUCGAUCAAUGCCUGGGCAUGAAUCGAAGACGCGACGACGAAGCCGACGUCAAGCCGGAGGAUUUGGACGAAAUCCAGAAGGAGAAAGCCGACGAGUAUUACGAAACCAUCUCGAACCACACCGACGGCUCCUCGCCCAAGACCGUGAAAAAUUCCGACAACAUCACCAGGAUAUACGCUUGCGCCACCAUGUGGCACGAGACCAAGGACGAGAUGAUGGAGUUCCUCAAGUCCAUUCUCAGAUUGGACGAGGACCAAUCCGCCCGAAGGGUGGCCCAGAAGUAUCUCAGAGUAGUCGAUCCGGAUUACUACGAAUUCGAAACUCACAUUUUCAUGGACGACGCCUUCGAGCUGUCCGAUCACAGCGACGACGAGACCCAGGUGAACAGAUUCGUCAAGUUGCUGUUGUCGACGAUAGACGAGGCCGCGUCGGACGUGCACCAAACGCACAUUCGCAUCCGCCCGCCGAAGAAGGUGCCGACGCCCUACGGGGGCCGGCUCAUCUGGCAGUUGCCCGGCAAGACGAAGAUGACUUGUCACCUGAAGGACACCACGAAGAUCAGGCACAGGAAGAGAUGGUCGCAGGUCAUGUAUAUGUACUACCUUCUCGGACACAGGCUGAUGGAACUGCCGAUUUCCGUGGACAGAAAGGCUACGAUAGCGGAAAAUACUUAUUUGUUAACUUUGGACGGUGAUAUUGACUUCCAGCCGUCGGCUGUGUUGCUGCUCGUGGAUUUGAUGAAGAAGAACAGGAACUUAGGAGCAGCAUGUGGUCGUAUCCACCCGGUGGGAUCCGGACCUAUGGUGUGGUACCAGCUGUUCGAGUACGCGAUUGGUCAUUGGAUGCAAAAAGCCACCGAGCACGUGAUCGGUUGCGUGCUCUGCAGCCCCGGGUGUUUCUCGCUCUUCAGAGGCAAAUCCCUAAUGGACGAUAACGUUAUGAAGAAAUACACCACCUGUUCGGCCGAAGCGAGGCACUACGUCCAAUACGAUCAAGGAGAAGACCGUUGGUUGUGCACGCUGCUACUUCAAAGAGGCUAUCGAGUGGAGUACUCGGCCGCUUCGGACGCUUACACGCACGCCCCCGAAGGCUUCAACGAGUUCUUCAACCAAAGGCGAAGAUGGGUACCGUCGACCAUAGCCAACAUCAUGGAUCUUCUAAUGGAUUCCAAACGCACCAUUCAAGUGAACGAUAACAUUUCGAUGCCCUACAUCGGCUACCAGAUUCUGCUUAUGGGCGGUACCAUCCUCGGACCCGGUACGAUAUUCCUUAUGUUGGUGGGAGCCUUCGUGGCUGCUUUCCAAAUCGACAACUGGACUAGUUUCUACUACAACAUUUGGCCCAUUCUGUUCUUCAUGUUUGUUUGCUUCACUUGCAAAUCUAAUAUUCAAUUAAUCGUCGCUCAAAUAUUAUCCACCGGCUACGCUCUGAUCAUGAUGGCUGUAAUAGUAGGUACAGCAUUGCAAUUGCGCGAAGACGGCGUGGGAUCCCCGUCGGCCAUAUUCCUCAUCGCGAUGACCGGCUCGUUCAUGAUCGCCGCCAUUCUGCAUCCGCAGGAAUUCUGGUGCAUCGUACCCGGCAUCAUUUACCUCCUGUCGAUCCCCUCGAUGUACCUGCUGUUGAUCCUCUACUCCAUCAUCAACCUCAACAACGUCACUUGGGGCACGCGCGAAGUGCCCGUGAAGAAAACCAAAAAGGAGCUGGAGGAGGAGCGCCGGCAGGCCGAAGAGGCCAAGAAGAACGUGAAGCAGAAAUCCCUGCUGGGCUUCCUGCAAAACGGCGGCAUAAACAACGACGACGAAGGCAGCAUUGAAAUAUCUCUAGCGGGACUGUUCAGGUGCAUGCUGUGCACGCACCAAAAAGCUGGAGAUGAUAAGGCGCAACUGAUACAUAUAGCCGAUUCCCUGGAUAGUUUGUCCAAACGAUUGGACAAUAUCGAAAGAGCAAUAGACCCGGCCGGUCACCACUCGAGGAAGCGAAGCAUGUCUUCUUCCUCCCGUCAUGGAGAUCACCUGAGACCCGUCAACGAGGAAGAAGAAUCCUCAGACGGAUCAGACGAUGAGACUGCUUCGAUUUCGCCGCAAAACAAACGGGACGAUUUAGUCAAUCCGUACUGGAUAGAAGAUCCUGAUGUAGGCAAAGGCGAAGUGGAGUAUCUCAGCAGCAACGAAUUGCAAUUCUGGAAGGACCUCUUGGAGAAGUAUCUAUAUCCUUUGGAUGAGAACAAAGAGGAGAAGGCCCGAAUAGCAGCCGAUCUGAAGGAGCUAAGAGACCAAUCGGUGUUCGCGUUCUUUAUGAUGAAUGCACUGUUUGUGUUAAUUGUAUUUUUGCUGACCCUGAAAAAAGACUACCUGCAUAUCAAAUGGCCGUUCGGAGUGCGCACUAAUAUCACAUACGACGAAACGACGCAAGAGGUUCACAUCUCGAAAGAGUACCUCCAACUGGAACCCAUCGGUCUGGUGUUCGUCUUCUUCUUCGCCUUGAUCAUCGUCAUCCAAUUCGUUGCCAUGUUGUUCCACAGAUUCGGCACCUUGGCCCACAUACUCUCCUCCACCGAGCUCGACUGGUCUUGCACCAAAAAGAAGGAAGAAAUGUCCCCGAACGCCCUGCUGGACAAACAGGCCGUGGAGAUAGUCAAGCAACUCCAACGGCUCCAAGGCAUCGACGGCGACUACGACAACGACUCCGGCUCGGGACCCGACCGAAUCGGCCGCAGGAAAACCAUCCACAACCUGGAGAAGGCGGCCCAGAAGAAGCGCCAAAUCGGCACCCUCGACGUCGCCUUCAAGAAGCGCUUCGCCAAACUGAACGCCAAUCCCGACGGAGGAACGCCGGUGCUGAGCAGGCGGAUGACGAUGCGCAGGGAGACGAUGAAAGCGCUGGAGGUGCGCAUCAAUUCGGUGAUGGCGGAGCGCAGGAAAUCGCACAUGCAAACGUUGGGGGCGAAGAACGAGUUCAACGCGACCAACAACAACGUGCAGAGGACGCACAGGAGCAGCGUGGCGAGCAGCAUACCGGCGAAGGAGAUCUUCGAGAACGGGCACGUGAACAAGGCCUACGCCGAGGAUGAGAUAUACGGCAGCAGGAAUUCGCUGCCGAUGCACCCGAGAGGGAGCAACGGUAGUUGGUUGGGUAACAACAGCAGGAUGUGAUGAGUGGUGUUAUUCGAGUGGGUUAUUCGAUAAGACUGUAUACGAG
This is a messenger RNA of Phyllotreta striolata, 4982 nucleotides long. Lineage: Eukaryota; Metazoa; Arthropoda; Insecta; Coleoptera; Chrysomelidae. The record is from the annotation of a GenBank genome assembly.